AGGGGAAGUCCCAUGUUCUUGGCUGUUUCUAUUUCUUAACAUUUCAGACCAGCAAGGCAGUACUUGAUCAGAGAUUCAAAGUCAUCACUUCCACUACUACUGGAGCAACCAGACCAGCUAUGUAGAAGAAACAAAGACCCAUCCUUUGACCAUGGAGCAACCACCACCCCCACCGGUAGCAAUCUCAACUCUAUUCACAUUCGUCUUCCCCUUCACCUUCCUCACAAUCUUCCUCCUCAGAUGGCUCGUCCCCGCCGCACCACCACAAACCCGCAACAAAUGCCUCCCUCCUUCACCGCCGCGCCUCCCCAUCAUCGGCAACCUCCACCAGCUCGGCCGCCUCCCCCACCGCUCCUUAAGCCUCCUCUCCCAGCGCUACGGCCCGAUGAUGCUCCUCCACUUUGGAGUCAAACCAGUCCUCAUUGUCUCCUCCGCCGACGACGCCCGUGACGUCAUGAAAACCCACGAUCUCGUCUUCUCCAACCGGCCCAGAUUGUCAGCUUCCGAUAGGCUGCUGUACCAUGGGAAAGGUGUAGCUUCUGCUACUUACGGUGAGCAUUGGAGGAGCGCAAGAAGGGUGUGUGUUCUUCAGCUCUUGAGCGCCAACAGGGUUCAGUCUUUUCGAGCUGAAAGAGAGGAAGAGCUGGGGUUGCUUAUACAAGAAGUUAAGCGUUUAACUUCGGUGUCAUUAUCUGUGAAUUUAAGCGAGAUGUUUGCUUCGUUUACUGUGGAUGUGCUGUGUAGGGUUGCUUUUGGGAGGAAGUAUGGUGGAUUUAAGUUUAGGGAGAUGCUUGGGGAGCUGAUGAGGUUGUUGGGGGGUUUCUAUAUGAGGGAUUAUGUUCCUUGGCUUGCUUGGGUUGAUUGGAUUAAUGGGUCGGAUGCGAAAAUCGAGAGACUUGCCAAAGAGUUUGAUAGGUUUCUUGAUGAUGUGGUGGAUGAGCAUAUGGGGGUUUUGAAAAUGAGAGGAGAGAGUGGAGAUGGGAGUGGAGAGGGAGGGAAGGAUUUUGUGGAUGUACUGCUUGAAGUUCAAAGCUCUGGCAAUGAGGGCUCUUCAAUUGAUAGAGAUAGCAUUAAAGGUAUCAUCUUGGAUAUGUUUUCUGGUGGAACUGAUACAACAUACACAGUUUUAGAGUGGGCAAUGACCGAAAUCUUGAGGCAUCCCAGAGUUUGUAGAAAACUGCAAAAUGAGGCGAUGGAAAUUGCUAAUGGCAAACCAGACAUCACAGAAAGUGAUUUAGAUAACAUGCGCUACUUGAAAGCAGUGAUCAAAGAGACACUUCGGCUACAUCCGCCAAUACCAUUACUCGCCCCUCGUGAAUCAACUGAAGAUGUUAAGAUAAUGGAACAUGAUAUAGAAGCAAAAACUAUGGUCUUUAUCAAUGCUUGGGCAAUUGGAAGAGACCCAGCAGAGUGGGAUGAACCAGAAGAGUUUCGACCGGAGAGAUUCAUGAAUUCUUCAGUGGAUUUCAAAGGGCAAGACUUUCAAUUACUCCCAUUUGGAGCUGGUAGAAGGGGCUGCCCAGGAAUCUCAUUUGCCAUGACUACUAAUGAGCUUGUGUUGGCAAAUAUUUUGCACAAGUUUAACUGGGAACUGCCUGCUGGAACAAGUGCGGAGGAUAUAAACAUGACCGAAUGCAGUGGUGUUGUUGCGCAUAGGAAAAUUCCUCUUGUGGCUGUCGCAAAACCGAGGUCUUUCUAGAAUCUUUCUGCUUCUGUUUUUGUGUGGAAGGUCAGGAUAAAUGUCUUAUCUUUCUGGUAUGAACUAGGCCUAUUUGGUUACACCUUCUUGCCUUGCUCUACUUUUCUGUUUGCAUUCUCUUGUUACUUUUUCCGUAGCUGGCCAAAACUCGAGGUAUAACAAGCCUCCUUUUUACACUGUAUUCUACUAUUUUCAGUUUCUGGUAGGACACCGUCACUACUCUA
Messenger RNA from Fragaria vesca subsp. vesca, 1923 nucleotides. Its product is annotated as cytochrome P450 71A25-like. The transcript is spliced from 2 exons. The record is from RefSeq and is a predicted model, not a curated record. Lineage: Eukaryota; Viridiplantae; Streptophyta; Magnoliopsida; Rosales; Rosaceae. The coding region runs from base 152 to 1699 and encodes 515 amino acids. Gene Ontology annotation, molecular function: monooxygenase activity; iron ion binding; oxidoreductase activity, acting on paired donors, with incorporation or reduction of molecular oxygen.